AUGAAUCCGUCCUUACAUGUAUUGCUGUCAAUGUGUCUCGUUUUAAUACCAGUCUCGUCAAGAAUCUUACUUCAACAGAACUGUAAUGACGAAAGGAUAAAGCAUGUAUUUACAAAAAUAGACUACCUUUGGCCUAACAGCACAGCACGGGAACUUGCACUUGGAAACGAACACUACAUCCCGCACAACAACAUCAUAAGUGGAAUGAAGACUUAUCGCAACGACGUUUACGUCACUGUUCCAAGAUGGCGGCGAGGCGUCCCUUCAACGCUCAAUAAAAUCGUUGCUAGGAACGGAACGUCGAUUCUUCAACCAUUUCCUAGCUGGGAGAUGCAGAAGAUAGGAGAUUGCCGCGCCCUUCAAUAUGUCCAGAGUAUGGAGAUAGACCCAAACACUGGCUGGAUGUGGAUCAUCGAUACCGGCAGAAUCAACUUUUUCGCCGCUGAUGGAACAGCCGCGCAAAAUCUCUGUCCUGCCAAAAUUGUGAUAUAUGACAUUAACAAAAUGGCAGAAAUUACCCGCCACGAGUUCCCCAAUCAUGUAGCAGAUCGUAACAUCACAUUCCUAAAUGACAUCGUCGUUAUGUACACAGGAUCGCGUCCAAGAUACGCCUUCAUCUCGGACACCCUUGCAUUCCGGAUGGUUGUGUACGAUAGGAUUCGUAACAGAUCACACUUCUUCUCCCAUCCGUCCAUGUUACCCGAGCCAGGCAAUGGAAACAUCACCAUACUGGGAGAAACCCUACCCGUGUCCGCCGGUAUAAAUGGAAUGGCAUUGUCCUCGGACAUGAGGUACAUUUAUUUUGGUCCUCUCUCAGGUUACAGUUUGUAUCAAGUCUCCUCAAGCGUUGCACGAAAGCCAUAUGGAAACUUUGCGAGAUCUGUUCGGAAGGUCGGUGACAAGCCGUCACAAUCAGAAGGAAUGGUGUACAGUAGAAGUAACAUCUUGUAUUUCUCCGUUCUCGGUUUGAAUGCGAUAUACCAAUGGGAUAUUGGUCGAGAUAAAAAGAUGCAACUGAGGUCCGCCAAAACAGUGAGGAUGAAAUCUAUUUCUAAGAUAUUAUCCAGCAACACGUGCAUGAACUUUAUCGAUAAUUUGACAUUCGAUCUCGAGGGAUACCUCUGGUUUACUGUUAAUAAACUCCAUAAGUACCUGCUGAAUACCAUGGAUUUUACCGGAUAUGAUGGUCCUAACGUGAUGAUCUGGAAAGUUUACAUUGGUGACCUCGGGUACCUAGGCCGCAGAAGAAACGUAUAUUAA
Ylistrum balloti is the source of this 1260-nucleotide messenger RNA. Its product is annotated as protein yellow-like. Lineage: Eukaryota; Metazoa; Mollusca; Bivalvia; Pectinida; Pectinidae. The transcript has a single exon. The coding region runs from base 1 to 1260 and encodes 419 amino acids. The record is from RefSeq and is a predicted model, not a curated record.